AUGUUACGAUUACCGUCGCUGCGGACGAGGCCAGCCUAUGCCUCCCGCAUCUUAUUCUCUCGUCGUGCCCUUUCUUCUCAGCCCUCCGCGCCGCCGCUGAUUCGCAUCGAAAACGGUACUUUCUACCAGAGCUAUCCGACCCCCGAAGAUGAAGCCAAAGGCACAAACCCCCCAAUAUUCUCGAAUUUAGACUUCCUUCUUCCUUCCAACCCAGCUAGUGGACAGCAGCAACACUGGGCUGUUAUCGGAGCUUCAGGUCGAACCCAGUUCCUCAACGUUCUCCGCGGCCAGUACAUCAGUAUACCACCCACCGCACGCAGCUAUCCCUACCUUCUCACAGACGAAGUUGCGAAGAAAAACCCUCAGUUACGGUACCCAGGGCAUGCAAUUCAAUACAUUGGUUUCAGUGGUGAGGGCUCAGGGGCAAUUGGGGGAACAAGGGGCGCAUACUUGAGUGCUCGGUAUGAGAGUUUACGGGAAGAGACCGACUGGACCGUCCGACAAUACCUGAGGGGCCAGACAUCGCUUAAUCCAUUGGAGGAGGACAAAGAAGGCUUGAUCCGCGAUGAGGCAUACUUUACCGAUAUUGUCACGCAAUUGCGCCUACAUGACCUUCUGGACAUGCCCGUCGCAAACUUGAGCAACGGUCAAACUAGACGGACGCGGAUCGCAAAGGCUCUGCUCGGAAGGCCGGAGCUCCUGCUUCUUGACGACCCCUUUAUGGGCCUUGACCCGGCAACUGUCAGAGGCAUAUCGGAACUCCUCCAUCGGCUGGCAAGCAAUGCGGAACCCCGACUGGUGCUUUCCAUACGACCACAGGACCCGAUUCCGGAUUGGAUUACCCAUCUUCUCAUUCUCGGAAAUCACGGUCGAGUCCUUCUGCAAGAAGGCCGGAAAGAGGCCAAAAAGACCUUUGAAGCAUGGGGCAGGAUGGCCGUCAAGGCAGGCUCAACGCCCAAAUACCAACAAAUUAUGAAGAAAGCUAAAGCCGACAUUCGCGCAGGCUACCUAGACAAACAGCUUAUCUUUGACAUGGGAUUAGUGCCGCCGCCAGAAGAGAGCCAGUACAGUAUACAGGCGCCCCGAAUGGGUGAGGCUCUCAUCGAAAUGGACGGAGUUCGCGUGCAAUACGGCGACAAGGUCGUGCUGGGGAAUUGGUCUCAGAAAAUUAUGGGCAAACCAAAGGAAGGUCUACACUGGACUGUCCGCCGCGGGCAACGCUGGGUAAUUCUCGGGCCCAACGGCAGUGGCAAGACCACCCUCCUCUCCCUCAUUACCUCCGACCACCCACAAGCUUAUGCUCUCCCUAUCAAAAUCUUUGGCCGUUCGCGGCUCCCUGAACCCGGCAAGCCGCCAAUCUCCCUCUUUGAGCUCCAAUCCCGUAUUGGCCACUCCUCCCCCGAGAUCCACGCCUUCUUUCCCCGCCAGCUCACAAUCCGUCAGGCGAUCGAGUCUGCCUUUGCAGAAACCUUCCUCUCUAAGCCAGUACUCAGUCAUGACCGUGAUCUAGAUGUAUCCGCUGCCCUCCGCUUUUUCAGAGCGGAACUCGAUCCCAACUUCAAGGCAGAACCUCUCCGUGUCAUGAUAGACCGCGACUACUUCCCGUCAACCGAAAGAGCUUGGAAAGGUGCGACUUACGAGAUAGAUUACGAUAUUGAUUUUGCAGACAACGUCACAUUCGGUGAGCUCUCCACGGAGCAUCAACGUGUCGUCCUCUUCCUUCGCGCCAUGAUCCACAAACCGGACAUUGUCAUUCUCGAUGAAUCCUUCUCCGGCAUGACCAGCUCCCUCCGGGACAAAUGCAUGCAUUUCCUCGAAGUAGGCGAGCGCAUAGACAAACACUCCACUGCAACCAAACGCGCAGGCCACAAAAUCCCAUGGACCGAAGCCGUUGCGGGUAGAGAACCCAGAAGAGAGAUGCUAUUCCCCAGAAGCUUUUCACAGGAGAAGCGCCACUUCGGUCUUACCGACCAACAGGCCCUCAUAAUGAUCAGCCACGUUAGCUACGAAGUCCCCAAUAUUGUCCGGCACUAUAUGCGCCUUCCCUCUGCGCACCCUGAUGAUGCCACUGGUCUGGACUUCCGGUUUGGCUACCUCCAUAUGAAGAGCGUGUUGGGCAUGCCUGCCGUUUGGGAUAGAGCUUGGACGCACAAGGACUUGUUUGAAAAGAGUGGAGCGCGGAAGAAUUUCCGCAGAGGGAGGGAGGAGGGGGAGGUGUUAGAUGAGGAUGUAUACGAAUACUGGUCAAUUUGA
Messenger RNA from Aspergillus mulundensis, 2253 nucleotides. Its product is annotated as putative ABC transporter. The record is from RefSeq and is a predicted model, not a curated record. The transcript is spliced from 2 exons. Lineage: Eukaryota; Fungi; Ascomycota; Eurotiomycetes; Eurotiales; Aspergillaceae. Gene Ontology annotation, molecular function: ATP binding; ATP hydrolysis activity. Gene Ontology annotation, cellular component: mitochondrion. Bases 1 to 2253 code for a protein of 750 amino acids.